This is a messenger RNA of Cucurbitaria berberidis CBS 394.84, 2855 nucleotides long. RefSeq names its product Adaptor protein complex beta subunit. The transcript has 7 exons. Lineage: Eukaryota; Fungi; Ascomycota; Dothideomycetes; Pleosporales; Cucurbitariaceae. The record is from RefSeq and is a predicted model, not a curated record. Bases 188 to 2419 code for a protein of 743 amino acids. Gene Ontology annotation, molecular function: clathrin binding. Gene Ontology annotation, biological process: intracellular protein transport; vesicle-mediated transport. Gene Ontology annotation, cellular component: membrane coat.
CCGCAUAUCGCCCCCCACGCCGUUGCCGACUUGAUCUCGAAACCCCAAUACGUACGAUACGAAAUAAAUCUCAAAGACUACUGUACCGCCCUCGGAGAAACCAUCGCGAUCGCUAGCCUCACAAAUCGAUAGUGCCAGUGUAUGAGGGGUUUGGCUGAGGAGUAGCCUCAACUUCUCUUUCGAGGAGAUGGCCGUCAACAGAAUAAGAGGCGCUUUUGCGCCGCCGAGAAAAGGAGAGACUUUCGAAUUGAGAGCAGGUCUAGUCUCUCAAUAUGCCUACGAACGGAAGGAAGCUAUCCAGAAGACUAUCAUGUCUAUGACCUUGGGCAAGGACGUGUCUGCUCUGUUUCCUGAUGUGCUCAAGAACAUUGCAACAGCAGACCUAGACCAAAAGAAGCUGGUAUACUUAUAUCUCAUGAACUAUGCGAAAUCACAUCCCGAUCUUUGUAUCCUCGCUGUAAACACAUUCGUGCAAGAUUCCGAAGAUCCGAAUCCUCUUGUACGAGCAUUAGCUAUACGAACAAUGGGAUGCAUUCGUGUGGACAAGAUGACGGACUACAUGGAGGAACCACUACGAAAAACGCUGAGAGAUGAAUCGCCAUACGUACGGAAAACGGCAGCUCUUUGCGUGGCCAAGCUAUUCGACCUUGCUCCCCAGAUGUGUAUCGAGAACGGCUUUUUAGAACAGCUCCAAGAAUUAGUUGGCGAUCCCAACCCUAUGGUCGUCGCAAACUCGGUCACUGCAUUAGUAGAGAUCAACGAAGCGGCACCAGAAACAAAGGCCCUCGCCAUCACUUCGACACUACUCAAGAAGAUGCUUCUCGCGUUGAAUGAGUGCACAGAAUGGGGGCGGGUCACUCUCCUCACAACUCUGGCAGACUACAGGGCAGUGGAUGUUAAAGAGUCAGAGCACAUUUGCGAAAGAGUGGUUCCACAGUUCCAACAUGUCAACCCGAGCGUGGUGUUGGCCGCCGUCAAAGUUGUUUUCUUGCACAUGAGACACAUCUCUCCCGACUUGAUGAAGUCGUAUGCGAAGAAGAUGGCACCGCCACUGGUCACGCUGGUAUCAUCUGCGCCAGAAGUUCAAUAUGUUGCUCUGCGAAACAUUGACCUCCUCCUUCAGAAGCAGUCGGACAUUCUCAGCAAAGAAAUGCGCGUCUUCUUCUGCAAAUACAACGAUCCACCGUAUCUGAAGAUGCAGAAGCUCGAGAUAAUGGUCAGGAUAGCAAACGACAAGAACGUAGAUCAGCUGCUUGCCGAAUUGAAGGAGUAUGCCAUGGAGGUGGAUAUGGACUUUGUUCGACGAUCCGUCAAAGCUAUUGGGCAAGUUGCGAUCAAGAUUGAGAGCGCGAGCGAGAAGUGUGUCAAUACACUCCUCGACCUUAUCAACACAAAGGUCAACUACGUCGUGCAGGAAGCAAUAGUAGUGAUCAAGGACAUUUUCCGAAAGUACCCAGGUUACGAAGGCAUAAUACCGACGCUUUGCCAGUGCAUAGAUGAGCUGGAUGAGCCUAACGCAAGAGCGUCUCUUAUCUGGAUCGUCGGAGAAUACGCCGAGAAGAUCAACAAUGCUGGCGAGAUACUUUCAAAUUUCGUGGACACUUUUGCCGAAGAGUUUACGCAGACACAACUCCAGAUUCUCACAGCUGUUGUUAAGCUAUUCCUCAAGAAGCCGGAUCAGGCGCAAGGUCUAGUUACGAAGGUUCUGCAAGCCGCAACCGCAGAUAACGAUAAUCCUGAUAUUCGGGAUCGAGCUUAUGUUUACUGGCGAUUGCUGUCAAGCGAUCCUCAGAUAGCGAAGGAUAUCGUACUUUCUGAUAAACCCCCAAUUACGUCAACAAUCCGGUCACUACCUCCUCAGCUACUGGAAACACUCCUUGCCGAACUCUCCACGCUCGCUUCCGUGUACCAUAAGCCACCAGAGGCCUUCCUUGGACAAGGUCGCUUCGGUGCGGAGGCCAUGCAGCGGGCUGCCAUUGAGGAGCAGCAGGAAGAAGCGCGGGAAAAUCCAAUCGCUGCCGCGGCUGCUGCUGCGGCCGUCAGCGGUCAAGCACCAACGAAUAUGGAGAAUCUUCUGGACAUUGAUUUUGACGGCUCUGCACCAGCUUCACUGCAGAAACAGCCCAUACAAGGGGAAUCAGGUCUCGAAGGCCUUGCAGGCACACCGCAGCGUGUUGCAUCACCGAGCAGCGGGCCUGCACAACGACAAUCCAACAUGGAUGAUCUAUUAGGAUUGUUCGGAGACGGUGGGAGUGGGGGUGGAGGAGCGGGUGGCCAAGGUGGACAACCGAGCAGCGAUGAUAUAAUGAACGGCUUUGCGGACAUGAAUCUACAGACCAACCAGCCUGCGCCUGCGACUCAGCAAUUGAGUAGCGAACCGAGCAAGAAGAGCAACCAGGACUUACUGGACCUGUUCUAGGCAUGUAGCAUGGGAGGCAUAUCCUUUGUCCGGCUUUCGAGUUAGCGAAAAGUAUCUGCAGGCAAUGAGCAUCUGGCGGCGCAUGCGGUAUGUCAUGUACGACAAGAUGUAUAGAGAGAGGCGUGCAAUCACUUGUCAUGUUUAGACACUUAGCACUGAGUGAGUAGUUAUGCGAUGAAUAUCUACGAGCUGCCUGGCCGCUGUGCUAUAUACAGAUGGAGACAGAUGCGUACUUUGUCGAAGACAGCAAGUAGAGACUAGGCAGGCAAUACAGACAUAUGUGAGAUGGAAGCUGCUGGAGACACUACCUUACAGCUCUCGCUUGAAAGCCAUAGGUAGUCUGACAGUUGUCGCAUUAGGAAAGGCCAUGACAGGAGCCGAGGAGGGUGCGGUCUAUCAGCAUCUAGACGUAUAGAAUUUAAGAUUAAGGAACAGC